This is a messenger RNA of Sebastes umbrosus (honeycomb rockfish), 1872 nucleotides long. It is a transcript of the gene paox, whose product is annotated as peroxisomal N(1)-acetyl-spermine/spermidine oxidase. The coding region runs from base 334 to 1830 and encodes 498 amino acids. The transcript is spliced from 10 exons. Lineage: Eukaryota; Metazoa; Chordata; Actinopteri; Perciformes; Sebastidae. The record is from RefSeq and is a predicted model, not a curated record. Gene Ontology annotation, molecular function: polyamine oxidase activity.
AGACUGGAAGUAAACUGGUCCAUGAAAACGUCCAGUUGGCCGCAUCCAGCGCUCACCCCUUCGAGCAGCCCUGUCAGUCAGUUAUAGUCAUAUCACCUCCAUGGAGACAGUGCAUGUGAUGACAGCAAGGUUGAGCCUUUAUCCAGCAACAGGCUGGGCUCAACUGAACCGCACCUUGCUGCUUCACAGUCACAGUUCAGGAAUGCAGCACAGACCAGCUCCACCUAUAAUUCUCCUGGGCUUUGACCUGAGCUUCUCUUAUAUGUUACAUAACGAUGCAGACGGGCUGAAGUCCGUACAGGAGAGGAGGUAUUGGUUGGAUGCGCAGCUAAUAUGGCGGUGAGUGCGGACCCACAGAUAGCUAUAAUAGGAUCCGGGAUAUCAGGUCUAGCAGCAGCACACCGGCUCGUUAACGCUGGAUUUCAUCACGUGCGGAUACUUGAAGCGACUGCAAGAAGCGGAGGAAGAAUAAAAACUGGCAGACUGGGUAAUAACAUUACAGAAAUAGGUGCAUCUUAUAUCCACGGUCCAUCUGAGGGGAACCCAGUGUUUUGUCUGGCUCGGGACUAUGGCCUCCUGGAUCCAGAGGCCCUCACCCAAGAGAACCAGGUCGUGGACUAUAAUGAACAUAUUCCCUGGGUUCCCAACUGGUUCAGCAGUUCAGGUCAGAAGCUCAGUGCUGAACUCAUGAAACCUGCUCUGAAGAUGUUUGAGGAGCUAUUGGAUGAUACUUUUCAAUUUGAGAAUCAACAAGGAACGCUCUGGGCCAGCGUAGGACAUUUUAUACGAUCAAAGGCCCGACGGCGAGCAGCAGCGAGUUGGACAGAUAAAGAUAAAAGCACCAGAGAGCUGCUACUGUCUGCGAUCAGUGCCAUGUUGAAGUUUGAGUGCUGCGCCAAUGGGACUCCCACCAUGGAUGAGAUAGACCUGGCGGGAUUUAAUGUCUACAAGAGUCUACCUGGACUGGACUGCACAUUCCCAGGUGGCUUCGAGGGCCUAAUCGAGAACUUGAUGUCGGAACUCCCCAGUGGUUUAGUGACCUACAAUCGGCCUGUUCGCUGUGUCCACUGGAACAACACAGAGAGCGGAGUAAACACUGUCACGGUUGAGUGUGAUGAUGGGGAGAGGAUCGCUGCUGAUCAUGUCAUUGUCACAGUACCUCUAGGAUACCUUAAGAAGCACCAUUCAACCCUGUUCUGUCCUCCUUUGCCGACACACAAGCUGAGCUCCAUCCAGAGACUAGGAUUUGGAACAUGCAACAAAGUAUUUGUGGAGUUUGAAUCACCGUGGUGGGAUGCUGACUGUGAGGUCAUCUACCUGGUGUGGAAAGAUGAGGAGGAUGUUUUGGACCAGGUGUCAAACAUGUCCUGGAUAAAGAAGAUGUCAGCAUUCACUGUGCAGAAACCCUCUGAAAGGUAUAGCCAUGUUCUCUGCGGCUGGAUCGCCGGGCACGAGUCAGAGUAUAUGGAGACACUUCCUGAGCAGGAUGUCAGAUUUGCCAUCACAGAGCUCAUCCGUACAUUCACAGGAAACCCUACCAUCACCCCGAGGAGAAUCCUGCGCUCCCAGUGGUUUCAUGACCCCUGGACAUGUGGAUCUUACAGUCACACAGCAGUAGGCUGUUCGGUGCAGGACAUGGAGAACAUGAUGGAGGCCCUGCCUACGAAGGGAUCACAGUCACAGCCCCUGCAGGUGUUGUUCGCUGGAGAGGCUACUCAUCCCUACUACUACUCCACUGUCCAUGGAGCUCUUCUCACUGGGUGGAGAGAAGCUGACCGACUCAUCUCACACUAUUCCUCCAUCAGUCCAUGUCCAGAUCAAAAAUUGUAAGAGAUGAACAGUUAUGCAUUAAAAAUAGUUUCCCCCCCAGAA